Molecule: messenger RNA, 1279 nt
Organism: Durio zibethinus
Lineage: Eukaryota; Viridiplantae; Streptophyta; Magnoliopsida; Malvales; Malvaceae
Product: protein STRICTOSIDINE SYNTHASE-LIKE 10-like
Cellular component (GO): endomembrane system
Molecular function (GO): hydrolase activity
Source: RefSeq, a predicted model, not a curated record
UAAUAAUUCUAUGUCUAAGCGAAUUCCCACUAUAACUAGUAAUUUGAUUUGGGUUGAAAUUGGAUUUUAUUACUUCUCAAGCAGUUACUACUAUAAAUAUAUAUCCAAUGUUCACAUCCUCCUUCACUUUCAAGUACUGUUUUGUCACCUUUAUUUCAUAUUAUAAGUUUCCUUACAAGUUGAUUCUUAUAUCUCCAUGUCUAGCUUUGUUACCAAUUCAACCAUGAAGAAAUCUCAUUCAUUCAAGCUUUUGUUCCUUGUGUUUUUCCUCGCUCUAAACAUCAAACAAUCCCAGCAACAGCUUCCUAAUGAUGAGGGUGAUGUUAUUCCAAAGCAUUACCACCAAAUCAAUCUCACCCAUGUUACAGGACCCGAAAGCAUCGCUUUUGAUUGCAAAGGAGAAGGGCCAUAUGUUGGUGUAUCUGAUGGUAGAAUACUCAAAUGGCAAAGACAAAGUCUUGGUUGGAAAGAGUUUGCCAUACCUUCACCAAUAAGGAAGAGGAAGCUGUGCGAUGGUUCAGCAAAUCCCAGCCUCGAACCAAUAUGUGGAAGGCCAUUGGGUCUGAAAUUCAGCAAAGAAACAUGUGAUCUCUACAUUGCAGAUGCUUACUUCGGUCUCCUAGUGGUCGGACCCAAUGGUGGCGUGGCUCAAACACUUGCUACUUCAGCCGAAGGAAUCCCAUUUAGAUUUACAAAUGGUUUAGACAUUGAUACCAAUACCGGAGUUGUCUAUUUUACAGACAGUAGCCUUAUCUUUCAAAGGAGGUUCGCUGAUUUUUUAAUAAGAUCAACCAAUGAUAGAAGUGGAAGAUUGCUUAAGUACGAUCUUUUCACUAGAAAAGUGUAUGUACUACACAAGGGACUCAUGUUUCCUAAUGGGAUUGCACUAAGCAAAAACGGUUCCUUCCUUCUACUGGCAGAAUCCAUUAAAAGGAGAAUUUUGAAGUUCAAGCUUGAUGCUGAUGCAAAUAGUUAUGUGCCAGAAGUGUUUGCCCAGCUACCCAGAGUUCCUGAUAAUAUAAAAAGGAAUGAAAAUGGAGAAUUUUGGGUAGCUCUUAACGCUGGAAGGUUAUGGAGCAUUCAAAAUGAUGCCCCUGAUCCUAUUGGGAUCAAAUAUGAUCAAGAAGGAAAUGUUAUGAAACAACUGGAUGGAUAUGGUGGAGUUACGUUGGACUCAAUUAGUGAAGUUAAUGAGUUUAAUGGAACAUUGUACAUUGGUUCAGUAACCAAGCCUUAUGUUGGCAUCUUAAAUGCCUAGAAUUUUCAAUUUAUAUAUUCC